Messenger RNA from Aspergillus calidoustus, 954 nucleotides. The record is from the annotation of a GenBank genome assembly. NCBI's taxonomy places the organism in Eukaryota, Fungi, Ascomycota, Eurotiomycetes, Eurotiales, Aspergillaceae.
AUGAGGGCUAAGCGCUCAAAGAAGUAUCGCAAGCUCAUGCACCAAUAUGAGCUGGCUUUUGGUUUCCGCGAGCCAUAUCAAGUUCUGGUCGACUCGAAUCUACUUCGCGCAGUACAUUCGUUCAAGAUGGAUUUGUUACCGGCGCUUGAACGGACAUUACAAGGUCAAGUCAAGCCAUUAUUAACCAAAUGCUCACUGGCCGAGAUAAUGAAAAAUCAACCCACAAACCCACGAACAAACAAUCAAGUCCGUCCUGACUUCCUCCCACCGCCCACAACCCUCCCCCUCCGCCACUGCUCCCACAACGAAGACUCUACGCCGAUCGACGAAGCAAGCUGCCUCCUAUCUCUCCUCUCCCCUCUAGCCGACGUGAAACGAAACAAAGAACAUUACAUCCUUGCGACUUCAGACCCGCCAACGCCGAAAGAGUCCAAUUCCGGACAAGAAGCGGGGAAGAAGCGGAAGCGGGACCCCGCUGCGGAAGAGGGGUUUCAGGCGAUCAGACGUGCGCAGGCGCUAAGACGUGGUGCGCGUUCAAUCCCGGGCGUGCCGAUUGUCUAUGUCAAGCGGUCAGUUAUGAUUUUGGAGCCGAUGAGUUCGCCGUCCGAGGGGGUGCGCGAGGGGGUUGAGCAGGAUAAGUUCCGGGUCGGAUUGAAUAAGGAUGCGGGUAAGAAGACGGAAGGGGAGAGAAAGAAGAAGAAAGAAGUCAAGAAGAAAGAGCCAAAUCCGUUGAGUGUGAGAAAGCCGAAGAAGAGGACUGACGAUGACCCUGGGGCGAAGCGGAAGGAUGUCAGUCGUGGUGAAGCUCGGGAUCAGAAAAGAGAUGAGCCUGAGAAAGCAACGGAGGACGGAGAUGCUGCACCCAAGGCGAAGAGGAGACGGCGGCAUCAUAAGAGUGCGAAGCCGGCGGAAGGCGGCGAUGAGGCCGCUCCGGUUGACGUUUCAGAAGACUAG